AUGCAAGAAAUGGAAACAACCUCAAUGAAAAUUCGACAGCUUCAUUCAAGCCAGAAAGAAGCCAUGAAGAAGGUAACUGAAUUUUCAGGUGAAGCUAAUGAACUUGAUAUUGAUGAAUGGUUAUUCGAUUUAAAUAAUUUAUUCUCAUUAAUGAAAUUAAAAGGUGAAACAAAAAUUCUCGAAACGAUGGGCAAAUUAACAGGACCAGCAUUACGAUGGUAUCAAGAGAAUUUAAAAUCAUUCACCAACUGGAGUGAUGCUGAAAAAGCAUUACGAGAUCGAUUUAAAGAAUUUACGUCAGACAGUCAAUUAAUGCAAGAAUUUUUUUAUAUUCAUCAAGAAGAAAACCAAUCUGUUAUAUCAUUUUAUAAAAAUGUUCUUCGAAAAUACAGAAAAUACCGACAAUUUAUUACUGAACAACAAGUUAUUACGGUAUUACAGAAUGGUGUUAAAAAUUCAUUAAAAGAACAUUUAAUUCGUAAUGAAAAAGAAAUUAAAAAGCCAGAACAAUGGUCGCAAGUUGUAAGAGAAGAAGAAUAUAUACAAAAUCGAAUUCAACAACAAAUUAAUGUUCUACAUCAUGAACCAAAAAAUCCACCAUUUUUUGAACAUACAUUACCAACAGCAACAAUUCAACCAACACCAACAAAUGUUCACUCAUCAAAUCAAUAA
Rotaria sordida is the source of this 672-nucleotide messenger RNA. The record is from the annotation of a GenBank genome assembly. Lineage: Eukaryota; Metazoa; Rotifera; Eurotatoria; Philodinida; Philodinidae.